AUGGCACCCAAAGGUAAAUACUUAAAUACUACUCAACGAAAACUUGUUAUAGACUUGGUUAAACAAGGAAAUACUCAUAGAAAAGUUGAAGAACUUACAAAUAUUCCAUUAACAACAGUAGGAGCCAUUGUAAAGAAAUAUCAACAAUAUGAAACUUUUGAAAUUCAUACUGGACGAGGGCGAAAACGGAAGACAAGUUCAAGAGAUGAUAGAGAAAUUUUAAGAAUGAUAAAAAAAAUCGAGAAGAAUGAACUUUGCAAAAAAGUAUUAUUCAAUGCCUGUAUCAUUUUGGAAAAUGUUCUUUGGUCUGAUGAAUCCAAAUUUAACUUAAAAAAAUCUAAUGGUGCACAAAGAGUUUGGCGAAAGAGGGGUGAAGCUUUUCAUUUAAGUUGCACACGAGGAACAGUUAAACAUGGCGGUGGAAGUGUAAUGUUAUGGGGUUGUAUGGCAUGGAAUGGUGUUGGUAAACUUGAGUUUAUUGAUGAAACUAUGAAUGCUGAUUUAAUUCCUAAUCAGCUGAGCGCAUUAGGUGCUAGGCUUUUUAUUAUAAAUGUAGACUUUGCUUUAAAAGCUAAAGAAGACGAAUAA
This is a messenger RNA of Hydra vulgaris (swiftwater hydra), 588 nucleotides long. The record is from RefSeq and is a predicted model, not a curated record. Lineage: Eukaryota; Metazoa; Cnidaria; Hydrozoa; Anthoathecata; Hydridae.